GUUAGCUUCUCCUAUAUAAAAGCCUAUCCCUCCUUCCAUCUCAUCCCUUACCAAGAAAGAAGAAACAAGAGUCUCAAAACGAGAGUUUCAAUCUUCUCCAUCCACAGAGAGAGAGAGAGUUUCAGAGAUAUGGGCAAUAGCUUAAGGUGCUGUUUGGCUUGUGUUCUUCCUUGUGGAGCCCUAGACUUGAUCCGUAUAGUUCAUUUGAGUGGCUACGUAGAGGAAAUAACACAUCCAACCACAGCUGGUGAGAUCCUCAAGGCUAAUCCUAAUCACGUUCUUACCAAACCAUCAUCUCAAGGAGUUGUUCGUAAAAUCUUAAUCCUCUCGCCAGAAUCUGAGCUCAAAAGAGGCAGCAUAUACUUCCUUAUUCCGGCGUCUUCAUUGCCGUCGGAGAAGAAAAAGAUUGCCGGCGGCAACAAGAAGAACUCCUCAUCAAGGAAGACUAAAAAAUGCAACACCGAGUAUCUACCUGAUUGUGAUCGUUACCUAACUGAUAUAAUCUCCUCAAAUAAUAAAUCCUCCCGUCGGGAUCGCCGGACCUGUCGUGUCGGAGCAUGGCGGCCUCAUCUAGAGAGUAUCUCCGAGGACUAAUAACUUUUUUCCGGUGCUGGAAGCCGACAUCCCGUGUAGCAGAGUGGUACAAUUAUAUGCAAUGGGGAUGUUUUUUAAUGUACGUGGGGUAAUUGGUUUUGUGUAUAUUUUUUUUUUCCCCUUUCUUUUUCUUACUUGUUUCAGUCUGCAAAUACUAAAGCAGGCUUUGAAAAUUUCCCUGUUAAUCAGAUCUUGUAUCUGUUUGGAAAGUACAGGAAAAAAGAGAGGAUCUGGAGGCUUUUUUUUCCUUUUUUUUUUUUUUUUUUUUUUUUGUGAAAAGAAUUUGGACUUCUUUGAUUUUUACCAAAUGGUAUUUGUAUUCUCACCAAGACUAGUAAAUAUGUUCUGUUUCU
This is a messenger RNA of Manihot esculenta (cassava), 947 nucleotides long. RefSeq lists its product as uncharacterized. The coding region runs from base 130 to 594 and encodes 154 amino acids. NCBI's taxonomy places the organism in Eukaryota, Viridiplantae, Streptophyta, Magnoliopsida, Malpighiales, Euphorbiaceae. The record is from RefSeq and is a predicted model, not a curated record. The transcript has a single exon.